UUUUUUACUUCUCUCUCUCUAAAAAAGAUUUCCCCCAUUCUUCUUCAUACCUCUUCUGGUUGCCGCUAUGAAUCCAUUCAAUAUGAUCUGAUUUUCAAGUUUUUGAUUCAAACCCUUUAUCCCUAUUGAUCUGAUUUACCAAUCUGAUGAAAAAAGAUCAGAUUUUGGUUUGAUUUUUUAGGUUUUUUUCUAGGUUUUCAGUUGAUAGAACAAGAAAGCAUUUUUAUUACACUUGCGUAACACCAACUGGUUGAGGUGAUUAGAGUUGUUUGAAUUCGAGGUUUUUGGUUGGUAAUGGUUACUGAGAAUCCACUGAAUAUGUUAUCGGAGAUGGGUAUGAGGAAUAUGUUAUCAGAUGGAUCAUAUAAUGAAGAAUUAGGUAAAGAGUUAGAGAUUUUAUUGAGAGAACAGAGGAGGAAAGACAAUCAAGCGAUGAUUAUGAAUGAUCGAGAAAGAGAGUUGAGUAUGUUUAGAAGUGGUUCUGCGCCUCCUACUGUUGAAGGUUCAUUAGCCGCCGUUGGUGGUCUGUUUAAUGGCGGUGGUGGUGGUUCAAUGAAUGAUUUUAAUGCUGUCAUUAGAAAUGGUGGCGGUGGUAAUGGGUUUAGGUCAGAAGAAGAACUUAGGUCUGAUCCAGAAUAUUUAUCUUAUUAUUAUAGUAAUGUUAAUCUAAACCCUAGACUGCCGCCUCCAAUGUUGUCUAAAGAGGAUUGGAGGUUUCAACAAAGGUAUCAAAGUGGUGGCGGUGGUGCUGGUGGUGGCUCUGGAUUAGGUGGUAUUGGUGAUAGAAGGAAGGUUCAGCAGCAGCAACAGCAGCACAGGGCUGUUGAUGAUGGAGGUAGUAGGUCUUUGUUCUCUUCACAACUCGGGUAUACAAUAGACGAAAAUGAUGUUGUGGAGUCUAGGAAAGGUCAGACUGAAUGGAGUGGUGCUGAUGGACUAAUUGGAUUCUCUGGAUUAGGACUUGGCGGCAAGCAAAAGAGUUUUGCUGAUAUCUUUCAGGAUGAUGUUGGGCGUGCGUCCCCUGUGUCAGCACACCCUUCCAGACCAGCUAGCCGUACAGCUUUCGAUGAUGGUGUUGACACAUUAGGUUCUGCUGAAGCCCAGCUUGCUCAGUUGCAUCAUGAACUGUUAUCAUCUGAUGCUCUGAGAUCUGGAUCAAAUGUUCAGGGCAUUUCUGGUGUUCAAAACAAUGGUUCUUCUGCAGCUUCCCAUUCGUAUGCAUCUGCUUUAGGUGCCUCGUUAUCAAGAAGCACCACUCCUACUCCUGACCCUCAACAUAUUGCUAGAGCUCCCAGUCCUGGCCUGCCUCCUGUCGGAGCAGGGAAACAUAGUGCUAAAGAUAAUAGGAGUCUCAAUAGUUCAAACUCAUUUACUGGUGUCUCAUCUGGUAUGAACAACUCCGCUGAUCUAGCUGCUGCCUUGUCGGGAAUGAGUCUUUCAAACAAUGGUGCAGUAAAUGACGAAAACCAUAUGCGGUCUCAGAUUCAACAAGAAAUUGAAGAUCACCAACAUUUCCUUUUCAAUCUGCAAAAUGGUCAAAGCCAGGCCAAGCAACAGUCAUAUUUAAAAAGGUCUGGUUCUGGAAAUUUUCAUGGUCAAGCGAAAGAUUCAUACCCUGAUUAUGGAAAGAGCAAUGGUCUUGGUAACACCCAUUCGAUGAAAGUGCCUCCUCCUCCGAUCAAUACAGGCUCAGGAGGUUUUUCUCCAUACCAGAAUGUAGAUAAUGUAAACCCGGCAUUUGCAAACUAUGGAUUAAGUGGGUACUCAGGUAAUUUACCUUUAUCACCCAUGAUGGCUAGUCAAUUGGGCAGUGUUAAUUUGCCUCAUUUGUUUGAAAAUUUUGCUGCAGCAUCUGCAAUGGGCGCCCCUGGGAUGGACUCUAGGGGAAUGGGAGGUGGUCUGGGUUCACCGAACUUUGCUGGGGCAGCAGAUUUGCAGAACCUCCACAGAAUGGGCAGUAACGGAGUGCAUCCAAUGGAUCCUUUGUUCCUUCAGUACUUGAGGACGGCUGAAUAUGCUGCAGCUCUUAACGAUCCAUCUCUAGACAGGAACUACAUGGGUAGUUCAUAUGCUGAUAUACUUGGCCUCCAAAAAGCUUACCUUGGGGCAUUGAUUUCACCUAAAUCACAGUAUGGCCUCCCAUAUGCAGGCAAAUCUGGUGGUAUGAAUCAAGGUUAUUAUGGUAACGCCUCAUACGGUCUUGGAGGCAUGUCGUAUCCGAACUCCUUGAUUAAUCCUAUACUACCCAACUCUCCUGUUGGACCUGGUAGUCCUAUGAGGCACAGUGAGCGAAACAUGCGCUUUGCUUCUGGAAUGAGAAAUUUAGGUGGUAAUGUUAUGGGAUCCUGGCACUCGGAAGUUGGUGGCAACAUGGAUGAUAGCUUUUCAUCAUCACUUCUUGAAGAGUUCAAAAAUAACAAGACCAAAAGUUUUGAACUAUCUGAAAUUGCAGGUCAUGUUGUUGAGUUCAGUGCGGAUCAGUAUGGUAGUCGAUUCAUUCAGCAGAAGCUUGAGACAGCCUCAGAAGAGGAGAAGAAUAUGGUUUUCCAGGAAAUUAUUCCACAAGGUCUUGCUUUGAUGACGGACGUUUUCGGCAAUUAUGUUAUUCAGAAGUUCUUUGAGCACGGUACUGCACCUCAGAGAAGAGAAUUGGCAAACCAGCUCAACGGGCAUGUGUUGACACUUAGCCUUCAAAUGUAUGGUUGUCGUGUGAUCCAAAAGGCGAUAGAAGUUGUUGAUCUGGACCAGCAGACUAAAAUGGUUGCUGAGCUUGAUGGUCAUAUCAUGCGUUGUGUACGUGAUCAAAACGGAAACCAUGUCAUUCAGAAGUGUAUCGAAUGCAUUCCGCAAGAUGCUAUUCAGUUUAUCAUCUCAUCCUUCUACGAUCAAGUUGUGACUUUAUCUACUCAUCCCUAUGGCUGUCGUGUGAUACAGCGCGUGUUGGAGCACUGCAGCGACCCUAAAACCCAGCAAAUUAUGAUGGAUGAAAUCUUUCAAUCUGUUUGCAUGCUAGCACAAGACCAAUAUGGAAAUUAUGUUGUUCAGCAUGUUCUGGAGCAUGGAAAGCCACAUGAACGCACUGCCAUUAUCAAGAAAUUAGCUGGUCAAAUUGUUCAAAUGAGCCAGCAGAAAUUUGCUUCCAACGUUGUUGAGAAAUGCUUAACUUUUGGUGGUCCCGUUGAACGCCAGUUUUUGGUCAGUGAGAUGCUUGGUACGACUGAUGAAAAUGAGCCUCUACAGGCUAUGAUGAAGGAUCAAUUUGCUAACUACGUUGUACAAAAAGUACUGGAGACUUGUGAUGAUCAACAACGUGAACUGAUUCUGUCACGUAUAAAGGUCCACUUGAACGCGCUGAAGAAGUACACUUAUGGGAAGCAUAUAGUUGCUCGUGUUGAAAAGCUUGUUGCAGCUGGAGAAUCCUACUUGCUGAUUUCAGAAAGGAGAAUUGCUCUCUCAUCUUCGUAUAAUGCUGCGGCGGCGGCUCAGCUGGCGCAGUAACAGAAAGCCAGAUGUACAGCUAACUGAUGCUAGUAUGAGCACUGUCUCUCUCUUUUCUUAUCUAUCUAUUAAAUCAGGUACGAGCUGAUUGAAAAUAAAGUUGUUGCUUGUACUUUGCAAAGAAACUGUACAUUUUUAGUUUGAGGAAAUAUAGCUAGCUAGAAUCAGGCAAAAAGGUGAGUGAGGCUCAGAUGGUGAAUAUUGCACCUUGAUGCCCCUGCGGAGGAGUGGAUAAAAAGAUCAUUAAUGAUUGUACAAGUUUUUAAGGGUGUAAAGAGGAAAAGAUAAAAAAUGAUGAAAAGGAAGGUAGUAAAUAUUUAGCUGUGAGAAAAAAAAAGGAAAUGUACAAAAAUGUCGCCAUGUUGAGAGCCUUUAGAUGUUCAGGUGUGAGGCCAGAAUUUUCGGUUUUCUCCGUUUUUAAGUUAUUAACCUCAAGAGGAUUUGGUUAUUUUUCUUACUUUCUUCGGUAAUUAUAAAAAGUACAGCUUUUAAUAUUUUUCAUGGGA
Molecule: messenger RNA, 4004 nt
Organism: Papaver somniferum (opium poppy)
Lineage: Eukaryota; Viridiplantae; Streptophyta; Magnoliopsida; Ranunculales; Papaveraceae
Product: pumilio homolog 2-like
Exons: 9
Coding region: 295-3498 (1067 amino acids)
Biological process (GO): post-transcriptional regulation of gene expression
Cellular component (GO): cytoplasm
Molecular function (GO): mRNA binding
Source: RefSeq, a predicted model, not a curated record